Cotesia glomerata is the source of this 2349-nucleotide messenger RNA. RefSeq names its product glutamate decarboxylase (gene Gad1). The coding region runs from base 278 to 1897 and encodes 539 amino acids. The record is from RefSeq and is a predicted model, not a curated record. The transcript is spliced from 11 exons. Gene Ontology annotation, cellular component: cytoplasm. NCBI's taxonomy places the organism in Eukaryota, Metazoa, Arthropoda, Insecta, Hymenoptera, Braconidae. Gene Ontology annotation, molecular function: carboxy-lyase activity; pyridoxal phosphate binding. Gene Ontology annotation, biological process: carboxylic acid metabolic process.
CGGAAACUGGGUCAACGCGAGUGUGUCCCGGCCGAUACGAGUCAACCCGAGACUAGAGACUCGAGAUCGCCGAGCUUGAGUCGCUGCUCGCAGUCCCGUGGAAAACACCCCCAAAGCCCGUCCGUCGUCACCCACGCAGUAUUUGGCUCUCGCUCCACUCGCUUACUACCUUUUAAACGUUCAUUAUUUUUAACUCACGUUCGCUAAGGACUUCCAUCGUCGUUAACGACUACAACUUCGUUUUUGGGAGCCAAAGCAGGGGCACUACGACAGAGACAUGGACAAUGUGCAAAUGAUCGGCACUAAAAUUACUGCCAUCAAGGAUUACUUAUAUAACUUCGCGCGAACGCAUUCACCAACUAGACUAAUGGGUUCCGAGAACGCAUACGCGCUGAGCAAGGAGUCAGCGAAUCUGAAGUACUCCGACAUAAUUCCUAUCAAUGCUGAAGGAUAUCCAGCCACGAAGGAAUUCCUCUCGAAGGUCGUCGACAUUCUGCUAGACUACGUGAAGACGCAAAAUGAUCGCAAUUCGAAGGUCCUGGAAUUCCAUCAUCCAGCUGACCUGAUGCGAAUUCUGGACCUCGAGAUACCAGACAACGGGCUUACGCUCCAGCAGCUUUUGAUUGAUUGCUCGACUACUCUCAAGUACCAGGUCAAAACCGGACACCCGCAUUUCUUCAACCAAUUGUCAUGCGGCUUGGACGUGGUGUCGAUGGCGGGCGAGUGGCUCACGGCGACUGCAAACACCAACAUGUUUACCUACGAGAUCGCUCCGGUGUUCAUUCUGAUGGAGCAUGUGGUCCUGCAGAAAAUGCGCGAGCUAAUCGGGUGGAAUACCGGGGAUUCUAUUCUCGCUCCCGGAGGGUCAAUUAGUAAUUUGUACGCAUUUUUGGCUGCUAGACACAAAAUGUUCCCCCAGUACAAGGAACGCGGACUGGCUGCUGUUGGCGGUCAGCUUGUUAUGUUCACUUCCGAUCAGUGCCACUACUCAGUAAAAUCAUGCGCGUCGGUAUGCGGUUUGGGGACUGACAACUGCGUGAUGGUGCCCAGCGACGAGCGUGGUCGCAUAAUACCAUCAAAGCUGGAAGAAUUAAUCCUGGAACGCAAAGCACGAGGUCACAUUCCGUUUUUUGUGAAUGCCACUGCUGGUACAACCGUGAUCGGGGCGUUCGACCCCAUUGCUCAGAUUGCUGAUAUUUGUGAAAAAUACAAGCUAUGGCUCCAUGUUGACGCUGCUUGGGGAGGUGGUCUUUUACUUUCACGGAAAUAUCGUCAUCCACGACUUACUGGAAUUGAACGCGCUGACUCAGUAACCUGGAACCCCCAUAAAUUAAUGGGUGCACUAUUGCAAUGUUCAACAAUCCAUUUCAAGGAAGAAGGCCUUUUGAUCAGCUGUAACCAGAUGUCCGCCGAGUACUUGUUCAUGACAGACAAGCUCUACGAUGUCAGGUACGACACCGGUGACAAGGUUAUCCAAUGCGGUCGUCACAACGAUAUUUUCAAGCUGUGGCUUCAAUGGCGCGCCAAGGGAACCGAAGGAUUUGAGAAACUGAUGGACAGACUGAUGGAACUUAGCGAGUACAUGGUCAAACGCAUCAAGCAGAUGUCUGACAGGUUCUACCUGAUCUUAGAACCCGAGCUAGUUAACGUUUGCUUUUGGUACUUGCCAACCCGGGUACGGAAUAUGCCUCAUGGCCCAGAACGGGAGAGAAUUUUGGGCGAGAUCUGUCCAAUCCUAAAAGGCAGGAUGAUGGAAUCCGGCACUCUGAUGGUCGGGUACCAGCCAGACGACCGCAGGCCCAAUUUCUUCCGCAACAUAAUCUCCAGCGCUGCUGUAACGGAAGCUGACAUCGACUUCCUGCUAGCCGAGAUGGACCGUCUUGGCCAGGAUCUUUAAAUUACAAAUUUUAAUUUUAAUUUAAAUUAAUUACCAAUAUUAUUUAUUGUUAUCUUUAUCUUUAACACUGGCCGGUUAAAAAAUUGAGACUUUAUUUUGAAGACAAACCCUACGAACAACCAUGAAUAUUGAAUCAAGACAUAUGCCCAAGUGUACCGAGCAUUAAUUAUCAAUUACCUCUGUACACUUGCCUUUUAAUAACUAAAUUAUUAUAACGCAUAAGUGUUAACUGUUGAAUUAUCAGACAUCUAAUUUAUUGAUGUUGGUCUUUACGAAAGUGGACACGAUUAGUCUUAAGCGACUCAUAUCAGCAUACAAUUAUUAUUAAUUAUAAAUUUCAAAGUAUAUCAAGUAUAACGCAAAGUAUUUUAUUAUUUAAAUAAAUAUUUAAGGAGGAAUUGUUUAUGGAUUGAAAUAAUGCACGGAAUUGCACGCGAGCUGGCUCGGCAGAA